AUUUUAUGUAAGCUAAGUUUCAUUCACUUUAUGGCGGUAAUUUGAUACCAGUUCUAAUCGGCUCUUGUUUCGAAAAUUGCAAAUAUGGGAUGUAUUCAGAGUAAAGAGAGAUUAGCUGCUAUAGCUCGAUCCAAAGAUAUUGACAAGACUCUUAAAGCUGAUAGCGAGGCUUCAUGCAAAGAGGCCAAACUCUUACUUCUUGGUGCCGGAGAGUCAGGGAAGAGUACAAUCGUUAAACAAAUGAAAAUUAUUCAUAUGUCUGGUUACACUGAGGAAGAAUGCAAAGCAUACAGACCAGUUGUUUUCAGCAAUACUAUCCAGAGCAUGAUAGCCAUACUGAGAGCUAUGGAACAACUGCAGAUAUGCUGUGCAUAUCCAAACGCAAUGGAUGAUAUUGCUGUGGUCCUCAACCUUCCACGAACAGAUGUUGAUGUUCUUCCCGAAGAAGUAUUUGGCGCGCUGAAGAGGCUUUGGUAUGACCCAGGAGUCCAAGCAGCUGUUAAUAGAUCUCGAGAAUUUCAGUUAAACGAUUCUGCAUCAUACUUCCUUGACUCAUUGGAUAGGUUAUCAAGCCAUAGUUAUGUCCCAACACAACAGGAUGUCCUUCGUACGAGAGUUAGGACAAGCGGAAUUGCAGAAACCCACUUCUCUUUUAAAGGAUUAAAUUUCAAGAUGCUUGACGUUGGAGGGCAGCGUUCAGAACGAAAGAAAUGGAUUCAUUGUUUCGAAGGCGUUACCGCGAUCAUAUUUAUGGUUGCUAUAAGUGAAUACGAUUUAACUCUGGCUGAAGAUCAAGAAAUGAGUAGAAUGAUGGAGUCUAUGACAUUGUUUAGCUCAAUAUGUAAUAACCAGUGGUUUACAGAAACAAGCAUCAUUUUAUUUUUGAACAAGCGAGAUAUUUUUGAGAAUAAAAUAAUGAAAACACCGUUAACCAUAUGUUUCCCAGAGUACACUGGUGGAAAUAAUUAUGAUGAAGCUUCAGAGUAUAUUCGUUUACGUUUUGAAAAUUGUAAUACUCGUAGUGGACCUAAAGAUAUUUAUUCACAUUUCACUUGUGCAACAGAUACAAAUCAUAUACAAUUUGUAUUCGAUGCAGUGACUGAUGUAAUCAUUAAAAAUAAUCUUAAAGAUUGUGGAUUAUUUUAGAAUUGAAUUGAAUUCAAUCAAUCAAUCAAUCAAUCAACGAAAAUGAUACACAAUUAUUAGUUAUCUUUUGUUUUUUUUUUUAAAUUUUGAGCUUCCUUACACAAAAAACAGGUUUUCUUUUUUUGUCUGUAUGUUUGUUGAUUUGUAAAAAUUUUAAGCCUAGCAAUUUAUUUAUUGAAUUAUGUAAUUAUUCAUUGAUUGGUUGAUUAUCUUUUUACGUGAAUAUUGCUUUUUCUAAAAUUUUUUGUAACGUUUUCAACUUCUUUUUGUCAAUAGUCCAAUGUUACAUGAACAUCACACUGUCAAUUUAUAUAUUUCUUAGCGGCAUUAGUUUCUAGCUAUAUAUAUAUAUAUAUAUA
Molecule: messenger RNA, 1505 nt
Organism: Schistosoma turkestanicum
Lineage: Eukaryota; Metazoa; Platyhelminthes; Trematoda; Strigeidida; Schistosomatidae
Source: the annotation of a GenBank genome assembly